This is a messenger RNA of Leishmania braziliensis MHOM/BR/75/M2904, 2985 nucleotides long. RefSeq lists its product as hypothetical. The transcript has a single exon. Bases 1 to 2985 code for a protein of 994 amino acids. The record is from RefSeq and is a predicted model, not a curated record. Lineage: Eukaryota; Euglenozoa; Kinetoplastea; Trypanosomatida; Trypanosomatidae.
AUGCCCCUCUCCUCCGAUGUGGAGGUGGUGGCGGCAGUGCCCGUGUUGAAGCAACUUAUCGCACUCGCUGGUUUAUCUACUGAUUCCUGGAAGCAGGUUUCUUGUCGAGAGGGCUACACUAUUUAUGAACUCCCUCCAACUCCUGCGCUGGGACUGCCUGUGAAGUGCUAUCGGACGCAGUUUGCGAUAAACGCCGACCUCGACUCUUUCCAGCGCGUGCUCACCGAUGAGGCUUCGAUUCGGGAGUAUGACCCCACUUUGAAGGAGUUACGCACCCUGGAGCGGCGCGCGUGCACAACGCUGCUGUACACGUCAUACGCGUCGCCGUCGCCGUGGCUCAUCGCCCCACGUGACUUUUGUGUGUGGUGCGCAACGGUCUUCACGACACCGCAGCAGCUGAACCGCUUGUGCUCUGAAGCCGACAAAGGCAGUGCUCAGUCAUCCACGAGCUCUCUGGCUGCGAGCGAAUUUUCUUGGACAUGGAAAGGCUCUGGAGUGGCCCCAGAUCCUGGUCAGACGGUUUAUCUGCAGAACAGCGUGACUGCACGGGAGUCAGACGCUGGGGCAGUCCCGACUCCCGAAAACGGGAAGCCGCUUGUACGCGGGGUUGUGCACUGCUUUGGCUACGUGGCUUUUGAGGACCCCUCCACGCAGGGCAGGCUGUGUGUCACCAACUACUGCUGCGUCGAUCCGGCUGGUCGGGUUCCCAAGUGGCUUGAGGCCGCUGCGAUAAGCGAGAACACAAAGAAGCUGAGAAAAAUGGCGGCGCUCGUGGAAACUGCUGCCGCCCUUGCGGCGCCAGCAGUGACGCCCAUCUCGACUUGCUUAGAGGCGCUGGCAGCUGAGCCGCUGUCGGUGAAACAACCGCAAGAACCAGAGUUUUCUGUGGAGAACAGUGCCGAGAGGCCACCUGAGGAAACAACGAAGGAAGGUGUGUCAACUCUGCUUCCUGCGGACACUCCCGACUAUGAGGCUGCAUCGCCAGCGAUGUCCACAGUAAUGGGCUCUUUAGCCUACGAUACUUCCCCGUUUCCUCAUGCGGAGUCGGACGCAGCGACUUUUACGAUUUCUGCAUCAGCCAACAACUCUCUUCCGCAAUUGACGCUAAAGGAGCAAAACAGCUCUUUACCGUCAUCAGUGACACUGAGAAACACCGCUACCCAUCUUCACUCUCUCACCUCCAUGUCGCCGCGACAACCCACCACUGAGGCAAGUGUGGAUCCGAAGGUAGAGCUUCUCAGCCUGCUUGCUCGAUCCAAUGGCUGGAAGACGCGGCGCGAGGUUGGAGAGGUGCAGUACGCAGAGCUGCACAGAUUACCGGAGCCGCUGCGCUCAAAGGACCCGCUGUGUAUGGCGAUGCGCGUCAGCACAUCGGUGAACUGCACUCUUGACACCUUUGCAGCAGUGCAGCGCAAUCCGGUGCUAUUUCCAGAGAUCGACCCGGAGCUGGUGCGAGUGAUGGCCUCUUCGACUUUGCCUGGUGCGUCUUGCCCAGAAACGAGCCGAGAGUCGAGCGUCUUUGAGCACGGCGCGGCGUCCACUGCGAGGACUGUGACAGGAGGAUCGCUGCUGCUUCCGGGUAAAGGAAACAGCCACGCUGCGGGCCAAGUGCGCCACUAUCAGUUCGAUACAAAUGAUUCCUUUCAAUGCCCAUGGAAGAUGAUCUUACACUGCACCGACGUCGAGUUGACGCAUCUUGAGGGGGGCAGGUACGGCUUUCACACGCCUGGCGUCCCCGCUGCAACGCACGUGUGGGUGGCCGCAGAGAACACUACUGGCUACUAUCACGGUGCGCUUCCGGAGAGUUAUCAUCAGCACAUGCAGGUGCGCGUGUUUGGUGUCGUAGCGGUCGCUGUGCCACGCAGCGCUGAUACAGUCCGUGUGUCGCAGUACAUGCUAUUCGACUCCAGUGCACCGCUGUCGUCUCUCCAUUCGGUCCGUUGGCACCUCUCGUUUCAGAGGCGGACGACAGCGGAGUUUCUCUCGGGGGUGUCGAAGUGGAUGGAGUGCCGCCUAAACCGUCUUUGCCGCCUAGCCGAGGAGCAGCAGCGUCGGCGCAACAGCAACAGCAUGGUGGCACUCGACAAGGCCCCGCUCUUGCACUUUCUAUUCACAGUGCACUGCGCGGAAGGCGGUCGCGCCCUCGAGAGCCCGGAGGCGGUGCUGUAUGGCGACGUCCUCGCACGGUCUAUUCCGUGGAGUGGCGGAGGCGAUAGUCAGCGACUCGGGACGGAGGGAGCGAGCGGUGAACCCCCUUUGCUGGUCCUUUCAACAGUGUUCCCGUGUUCUCUGGCGCACCUGCGCAACUACAUGCUAUUCAACUCUCCUCGUCAUCGUUACGCGCUCGAGAGGGGUGUACAUGCGUACGAGGAGUUGCCCUCUCCGCCUGAGUUCACGGCCGUACGUGUCACGUACGGCGCAGCGAGCGCCUCCUUCCCAUGGCUGCGUUUGACAGUUCUCGAAGCAUUUGGCGAGGUAAACGGUAUGAAUGUCCCGUUGCCGACGCUGGUGCUGAGCCGCACAGGGCUGGAUGGAAAUGUGGACAAUGAAUGUGAGGAGCUGGACAGCAACAGCGAUAGUUUUAGCUUCCUGCGCACCGGAACCAACGAGCGCUUCGAGGAAGGCCACGUGUUCUGUUCCGGGUGGGUGGCCACACCGCUGAGGGGCAAUGGCAACCACACCUGUGCGAUCGGCACUUCGGCGACUCUGGAGAGGAACCCCCCCAACGAUCUCACGCCGGUACCGCUAGAGCCGUGUACUACGCGGGCCAAUUUGGGCCGCAAGGCUGAGGAGGCGUCCGUGCACCAGCCGGAGCGCAUCGUGGUGACGCAGUACCUGAGCAUAGGUCUCCCAUCACCGUGCCAGCGCGAUCUUGACGAGGGUGGGCUACCGCAUGGGUGCAUCCCAGAGCAAGCUGCAUUGCUGCAGCGCUUUCGGGAUUCGGUAUGCAUGUGGAGCUCCAUCGAAGCCUCGCCAUCGCGGUAA